AUGACUCCUCCCUUUGCCGCCUUCAAUCGUUCUCGACCACACAGCGUCUGGUCAGAAUUCGGCCGAAGGCAGUUCUAUUGCCUCCUGCGCGACUGCCGCAGAAGAAGGCCAAAAAAGUCCAAGCUCCUGGAUCCUUCCAAGUACACAACACGCUUCAUAGCAUUCAAGCUUGCAUACGUUGGCACGAACUACAACGGCUUCGAAGACCAGUCGUCAGGCAGCCUAUCAACCCUCAAGGAGGAGCUGUGGAAGGCCCUCGCAGGUGGUAUAUCUACAGCAGAGGGCAGUAAGAGUGACAGAAAGGAUGCCAUAUUGACCGAGGAGCCGCUACCAGAAGAACCACAGAAGGAAGACAACAAUACACUGUUUCCUGUGGAGCAAGAGAUUCAGUGCUACAGGGUGCUCAACAGCGUCCUGUCCCCCGACAUCAAGGCCUACGCGUUGUCCGAACCCGCCGCCUGA
Messenger RNA from Cryphonectria parasitica EP155, 462 nucleotides. RefSeq lists its product as uncharacterized. The transcript is spliced from 3 exons. The record is from RefSeq and is a predicted model, not a curated record. The coding region runs from base 1 to 462 and encodes 153 amino acids. NCBI's taxonomy places the organism in Eukaryota, Fungi, Ascomycota, Sordariomycetes, Diaporthales, Cryphonectriaceae. Gene Ontology annotation, molecular function: RNA binding; pseudouridine synthase activity.